Brassica napus (rape) is the source of this 2279-nucleotide messenger RNA. Its product is annotated as VQ motif-containing protein 4. The record is from RefSeq and is a predicted model, not a curated record. Lineage: Eukaryota; Viridiplantae; Streptophyta; Magnoliopsida; Brassicales; Brassicaceae. The transcript has a single exon. The coding region runs from base 1310 to 2056 and encodes 248 amino acids.
UCUUCUCUCUUCUAAAAUCUAAAAGUCUCAUUGGUCAGCUCUGGUGGCUUAGACAACAUAGGAGCAGAUCCUUUCGUUCUAUGCUUGUAAUUAGUUUUUGUUAGUUUUCCUUCUUCAUCUUUUCUCUGCAUCGUACUGAUUUAAAGCUUUUUGUUUUUUUUCAGAGCUGGGUUUAUCAAUCGAUUUACUUUCAGAUGGUGUCGAUCUUGUCUGGUCGGCUGCAGGGUUUAUGUUUUAUCUAUCUUGCACAUCUGUUGUUUGGUCUUUGAUUCAGAGUAGUUGUGCCAUGCCAGUACUUGGUUAAUUCUAGGCUUGUUCUUUACUUGUCUCUACUUCAACAACGGUGAUAGCGUUGUCUUAGUAUUGGCGUGGUAGUGUGUUGUGAGCAGAAAAAGUCAAACAUCAAUCAUGUAGAAGAAAUUGGUUUCCUGACAUUUCUCCAUCUCCAGUUUGGAAGGAGCCAUGCUCUCAGUCUUUUAAUAAGUGAUCCUCCCAAUUUAUUUUCAUCCUCUCUCGUUUCUAGUGCUCAGUUCUUGGCAUCGUUCCCUCUCUUGUGUACUCUCAAUGCAUGAUUGCCAGCUGAUCAAAGAUUUUUGAUUUCUUUCUAUUAUCUUCAUCAAGAGGUGUUUAUGGCUUUUAUUUGAAGAUCUUUAGCUAUCGUUUUAGUUUUUGGUUUAGUCCUAGUCUCUUUUGUUUGGGAGUACGUUUUCCUUUUUUGGGCUAUGUUUCCAGAGAUUUCAAUGUGUUUAUUCAUGUACGUGGCUUUUGUAUCUUUGUUUUUCUCCUGUUAUCAAUUAAAUUGAGAUGACCAAAACAAAACCUAAUUUAAACUUAAGAUAAUAAGAUCACUUCGAGUAUUUACUAUAUUGACCAAAAGGGUCCCAUUAAUGUCUUAGUCUUCUAAAAUAUCAUUGGUUAUUUGAGUUCAACAUUUUCCACUCAGGAAAUUAAAUACUUUCGUUGUUAGAGACUUAGUCACAACCUGUAACAUUUAUUGGGCGAGACUGAAACCAUAGGCAAUGAUGAUGAGCCACACAACGAGUGUAGAAAGUAAUUGGCUCUCUACCAACAAAACAAGAAAAUAGCUACCACGAGAAAAGUUUUUCGUCAAAUAUUCUUUUUCCAUCUGACGACUGCGAGUGUGAAUUACUCUCCAGUUGAGCGCGUGACAAUUUGAAGAGAGUAUAGAACAUAAAAAAGACUAAUAAAGAGUCAAUAGAGCCCACGGAAACAUUUUCUCUCACCGAACCAAAACACAAUCCUCUCUCUCUCUCUCUCUUCCCUAAUCUUCCUCUCUAUCAUCUCUUCAAUGGAGAGAUACAGAGAUGCUUCAACGAAUCUGAUUCCAUCUCCUCGAUGCCACAACAACAACAACAGCUGCAGUAUGAGCAGUAGCACUGAGAGCAACAACAACAACAACAACAAACCACCAACAACUCCGACCCGACAGGUAACCACUAGAUCCGAAUCCGGAAACCCAUACCCAACCACUUUCGUCCAAGCCGACACUUGUUCCUUCAAACAAGUCGUCCAGAUGCUAACCGGAUCCUCCGACAGACCCAAACAACACAACACCUCCUCUCUCAAACCCAACCCGACCCAUCAAACCGACCCGAGAUCCUCUCCUUCCCAAUUCCCAAUCCCUCCAAUCAAAGCCGUAAACAAGAAACAGUCUUCUUCUUCUUCCUCAGGGUUCCGUCUCUACGAGCGCCGUAACUCGAUGAAGAAUCUCAAAAUCAACCCGUUAAACCCGGUUUUCAACCCGGUUAACUCAGCUUUCUCUCCCCGGAAACCCGAGAUCCUCUCUCCAAGCAUCCUCGAUUUCCCGUCUCUCGUUUUGAGCCCGGUCACUCCUCUUAUACCCGACCCGUUUAAUCGAUCCGGGUCAUCGAGUCAGAGCCCCGACGAUGCCGAGGAGAAGGCUAUGAAAGAGAGAGGCUUUUAUCUGCAUCCGUCUCCGGCGACAACUCCGAUGGAUUCAGAGCCUCGUCUUCUUCCUCUGUUUCCGCUGACUUCUCCUCGGGUCUCAGGUUCUUCCACAGAUUCUAGUUCUUGAAUGAAUGAAACCAACUCUAAUUUUUUAUUUUAAAAAGAAUAUCAUUUCCUUUGUGAUUUUUAAUUAUAUAUUUAUAAUUAUAAUGGGAAUUGAAAUGAAUCCUGAUGAGACUUGUGUUAUAUAUCAGAGAUGAUUGUAAUGCUCAGAUGAAAUGUUUGCCCAAGCCAACUGCGAUUUGAAAUUGUAUUAAUCUCUAAGGUGUUUAUUGGUUUCAUUGCUCAUA